Symbiodinium necroappetens is the source of this 1962-nucleotide messenger RNA. The record is from the annotation of a GenBank genome assembly. Lineage: Eukaryota; Dinophyceae; Suessiales; Symbiodiniaceae.
AUGCCGAUCAAGAAGGACGGCAAACUGGCCAGGACCCCUUUGGAUGUUCAGAGAAGUUGUACGGAUUGCUGUUGUAUUCUGAUCUUCGCAGCAGCGUUGGCUGGGUUGGGCGCCUGCAUCUAUAUUGCGCACGACAAGGGUGACAUCACCCGGCUGGAGUCCUUGCCGGACUACCAGGGAACCCAGUGUGUGGGGAAGUACAUCUUCUUUCCACAAGAUGAGGGUGGAUUGAACUUGCAUAAACAAGUCUGUGUGGACGCCUGCCCGACAGCAAGCGAACCAGUGACGACGAUCCUGAAGCCUUUCGAAACAGCGAGGAGGCUGCAAGGUGGCCUAGUGAGCGCCACCCAGGGAGCCGGCAUCGCCGAGACAGACAGCCUUCUCUUCGGAUCAAACCCAUCGCCACAGGUGACGACAACUGCCGAAACGGUCGGCGAAGGGGUUCAGCCUCCCAGCGAGCCGGAGGAUCCGUUUGCACCACAGUUGCAGGAAACCACCGUAGUAGUCACGACCAUGGCCCCUGCUCCUCCGGGGCAGGUCCGGCUCCAGGGUUAUCCCUCCGUGCCUCUGGCAAACGUCUUGUGCUUUCCGAAGGUCGGUGAGUUCCAGGGACAAGUCAUGGGCAUCACAGGAAGCAACGAGUUCUUCGAGAUAGCUCUGGACAUCAACAGUCUUACGUCGAAUGCUGAAGUGUUGUGGAUGGCUGUCGCACUGGCGGUCAUCAUCGCCUUCGUCUUCCUCUGCCUGGUUGAAUACCUUGGUCUUUUCUUGAUGCGGCUGUCUCUGGCUUUCGUGGUCACAGCUCCGGCGGCCAUUGGUUGCUAUUUCCUCGCGAUGUGGUAUCAAGAUGAGACUUCGCCUAUUGCGUCACAGAUCGCAACGUGGAGUCAAGGCUACAUCUCUGAUGACCAGGGACUUCUGGUUGCUGGGACUGUUGGCGUGGGUGCGUCGAUCAUCUUUGGGCUCCUGGCGUGCUGUCAGUACUCCUCGCUUGUGAAGGCAACAGAAGCUGCGCAGGAGGCGGCAGACUGCAUCAUGACAAUGCCGACCCUGUUGGCCGAGCCCAUCCUGAGCUUGAUCUUGAAGGUACCAUUCAUCGUCGGCGGGGUGGUCUUGAUCCUUGUGCUCGUGACAUCUGGAGACUAUCAGUCUGUGGAUCUGACGAAUCCUUCCAGCCUCUUCAAUCCAGAUGACCUCGCUUUGACCAGCGCAGUCUAUGCGACUUUCAUGUUCUUCUGGCUCAUGGAACUCCUGCACUACAUCUCCGUUUUUGUGGUGAUCUACACUGCAGAGACCUGGUAUUUCAAGCACUAUGGGACUUCGCGUACUAACUUUUGUGGCACCUGUGGGCCGGCCGUGAUGCUUUCAGCCUACUGCGCGGCUGUCACCUCCCACCUGGGCUCCUUGAUCUUUGCAUCCUUCCUGAUGGUGACUCUGCGGAUAGUGCGUUGGAUCGUGAAGGCCUUUCUCAGUGCACAGGAGGGGCUGAGCACAAACCCAGUCACGAGCUGCAUUGCCCAGGCUUUGAGCAUCUUUACAGAUGCUUGCCUCGCCUGUGUUCAGCGUAUCCUCGACUUGACCAGCCAGGUCGCUCUCAUGGACAUAGCGUACCACGGAGACUCGGGCUUUUGCGGAGCCACCCAGCAUGCUCUGGAGGUUAUCUUCACCGACCGAUCCCAAUGGUUGGCCGUCGAAGGCGUUUGCUUGGUCUUCAUCGCGGUGGGAAUAGCUGGAAUCGGUGCAGGCUCGUGUGUCCUUACAUACAUGAUCACGAAUUCCUUCACCCGCUACACGGACAUAGAAAGCCCAAAUCACGUGUCAGAUCCACGAGAGGUGGCUGUGGUGGCUGGCGUCAUCGGCGUUUUCCUAGGCUGGACAAUGCUGCAUCCCUUCAUCACUAUUGCAGAUACCAUGGCGUACUGCCAUGGCUUCACGGCGUAUGAGGAGAAGAUGAGUGCUCAG